Messenger RNA from Prorocentrum cordatum, 1428 nucleotides. Lineage: Eukaryota; Dinophyceae; Prorocentrales; Prorocentraceae. The record is from the annotation of a GenBank genome assembly.
AUGGCGCCCUCCGCGCCGCCGCGGCAGAAGCCAGGCGCGCCGCUGGUGCGGCCCUCGUCCUCGGGCGCGCUGCAGGGCCGGGCCCCGCCUCCCCGGCGAGGGCCGCAGAAGGCUUGGGCCUGGACGGUGGACGGCGGCGGCGGGGCGCCGUGGCCCUCAGAGGGCCAGGGCUGGGCCUGCGCGCGGCCGGUGUCGAGGCCGGGCGGCGUCCGGGACAUCUCCCGGCUGCGGCGGAACGCAGAGGCGUGGCGGGGCGGCGGCCCUGCGGGCGAGGCGGCAGAGGCCAAGGGCGCUGCCCCAGCGCGGCAAGCGCCCGGCGCCCGCAGCCCGAGCCCGGCGGGAGGGGAGCAGCCCUCGGAGGGGAGGCGGUCGCUGGCCGCCGCCGUCGGGAUGCCGCGCUCCCAGCUCGAGCCCGCGCCGCUGCUCCUGCUGGCGGCGAAGGGGGAGACGAGGCCGUGGACGGGGGUCUCCUCGCUGCCGCGGGUGUCGUCCACGCCGCUGCUCGCCUGCGACAGGGGCCAGCAUCAGUCCGCUCCGCACUCUCCUGCCAGCAGCUCGCCCCACGCGACCGCCAGGCCGGCGUCCCAGAGCCUGCUCCGGCGGGCGAGCCGGCGCUCCGAGGCGGGGGGGUCUCCGGCAGGCCCGCUCUUCCCGCGCCAGGAGCCGCCCGACGAGAAGCUCUCCGGCGGGCGGCCGGUGCGGGCGGCGGCGCGCAGCCCCCAGCCCAGCGCAGACCCGGACCCGCACGUGCAGGCGAUGAAGGAGAUCUGCCGGCUCCGGCGCGAGAUGAUGAUCCCGCUGGAGAGCAUGCAGGCCGCGAUGCGACUGUUCAGGGAGCACGCGACAGUGCCGGCAGAGGGCGUUCUCUUCACGGAUGGGGCCCUGACGAAGGCGAACCUCGCGAGUAUCAUGAGGAAGUUGGCGGGGUCCGACAAUGCGGAUAUCGAGAGCCGUUGGGUCGACAGCGCCUUCAAGCUGGCGGAUAAGGAUCGCGAUGGCUCCAUCAGUUUCGAGGAAUUCGCGCUCUGGUUUUCGAGCCGCAGUUUCGACGAGGAUCUCAAUCUAGACGGCCAGGAGCUGGAGCUGCGCAAGCUGUCCCGAGAGCUCGACCUACCCUCGUCCGUCGUUGAAAAAUAUAAGAGCCACUUCGACGCGUUCGACACCGACGGAAGCGGCACAAUGUGCAGGGAUGAGUUCUACGAGAUGAUGUUGAAGUGCCUCAAGAUCCCGCGGCACAUCGGCCUCCCCGCGGCCCGGCUGCAGCAGCUCUGGUGCGCCGCGGACGCUGACGACGACGGCGAGAUCAGUUUUACCGAGUUCGUCGCGUUCUUCUCCAAGUACUUCCCGCAGGGCGGGGCCAGCGGCAUGGACCAGUACUACUGCCACAACCGGCCGCUGAACGUCUUGCACGGGACUUACAGGGCCUGA